Triplophysa rosa is the source of this 6088-nucleotide messenger RNA. RefSeq names its product BTB (POZ) domain containing 11a (gene abtb3a). Gene Ontology annotation, cellular component: nucleosome. The transcript is spliced from 17 exons. The record is from RefSeq and is a predicted model, not a curated record. NCBI's taxonomy places the organism in Eukaryota, Metazoa, Chordata, Actinopteri, Cypriniformes, Nemacheilidae. Gene Ontology annotation, molecular function: protein heterodimerization activity; structural constituent of chromatin; DNA binding. The coding region runs from base 369 to 3476 and encodes 1035 amino acids.
AUAGCUUCGCCAUCAUAUGUGUAUUUUAUAAGCAAAGUCCCUCCUCGUAGGAGUGGUUUAUUUGCAUUGCCCCUCCCGUUAUGAGUGGGUUUGCAGGCAGCGAUGCAGUGGUCGUUGAAGACGUUUGGAGAUCUCAAAUUACGCACAAGAAGUUAGGAGCAGAGGCGCUCACUGGAGAAAUUUCCCUAGACUUAUCCAAACCAGUAAACUACCUGUCGCGGUGCGUCUUUUUAAAUUAAGAACCUUCAAUAAAAUUUAACUAGGCGGUUAUACAUUCCUUCACUGCGCGUUGGAGAGGGUGCGUCACUGGAACGUUUUGGGUAUUCUUUAAAACACCAGGCACAAGCCUAACAUUAUGAGGUGCAGCCAUGGCAGGGAAGAGUAAGACUCCUGCGAGGACGCUGGAGGAUUUAACGCUCGAUUCCGGUUAUGGUGGAGCGGCGGAUUCCUUCAGGUCGUCCAGCGUGUCACUCUGUUGCUCCGACACGCAUCUGUCGUACGCGCAUGGGGGCAACUGCUGGCAUCUGACGGAAUCCAUGCACAGCAGACACAACAGUUUGGACACGGUCAACACCGUCCUGGCUGAAGACACGGAGAUCUUGGAGUGCUCGGGCCAGUGCGCCAAACUGCCCGAGCUGGAGGAGGACGUGCCGUGGAGCCUCGGAGAGGUGGAAGGCGCGCUGCGCAAAGACGAGGAGCUGUGCGUGGGGAACGCGUCGCGGGAGAUCCUCGCCAAACUCUCCGCUUUGGUCAGCCGUGCGCUGGUGAGGAUUGCCAGGGAAGCUCAGCGCUUGAGUCUGCGCUACGCCAGAUGCACCAAACACGAGAUCCAGAGCGCGAUCAAGAUGGUCCUCUCGUGGACCAUCUCCGUGAACUGCAUCACUGCGGCGCUCAGCGCGCUGUCGCUAUACAACAUGAGCACCGGUGAUAAGUUCAGCCGGGGUAAGUCUGUCCGAUGCGGACUCGUCUUCUCCGUGGGAAAGUUCUUCAGGUGGAUGGUGGAUAGCCGGGUGGCUUUGCGCAUCCACGAGCACGCGGCGAUAUAUCUGAGCGCUUGUAUGGAGAGCCUCUUCAGGGAGGUGUUUAGCCGCGUACAGAGGAGCGCGCUGGUCGAGAAAGAGAAUGGAUUCCCAAAGUUUACCGUGGAGUCCCUGGAACAGGCCAUCAAUAAUGAUUCAGAGCUUUGGGGGCUUUUGCAGCCGUACCAGCACCUCAUUUGUGGCAAGAAUGCAAGCGGUGUAUUGAGUCUGCCGGACAGCCUGAACCUCCACCGUGACCAACAGCGAGCGGGUAAAACUGCAGAGGGACACACCUACAGCCAGGCGGAGCUCCGCACCAUUGAACAAUCCCUUUUGGCCACUCGUGUAGGGAGCAUCGCUGAACUCAGUGAACUGGUGUCACGGGCCAUGCAUCACCUUCAGCCUCUUCACAUCAAGAACCCCAGCAAUGGAACACCAGUACACCAGAACCGCACUGGGACGGUACACUGGGAACCAGAAGCCCUCUACACGCUCUGCUACUUCAUGCACUGUCCUCAGAUGGAGUGGGAGAACCCCAAUGUAGAACCAUCGAAAAUCACCCUUCACACUGAAAGGCCGUUCCUGGUGUUGCCUCCACUGAUGGAGUGGAUCAGGGUGGCCGUGGCACACACAGAGCACCGCCGAAGCUACUCGGUAGACAGCGAUGAUCUGCGACAGGCGGCCAGACUCCUGUUACCCGGGGUGGACUGUGAGCCUCGGCAGCUGAAAACGGACGACUGUUUCUGUGCCACACGGAACCUGGACGCGGCCUCCACAGAAGCAAAAUUCCUGCAGGAUCUGGGCUUCCGGAUGCUCAACUGCGGACGGACUGACCUGGUCAAACAAGCAGUCAACCUGCUCGGACCAGAUGGUAUUAACAGUAUGAGUGAACAGGGCAUGACCCCUCUCAUGUACGCGUGCGUGCGUGGAGAUGAAGCCAUGGUACAGAUGUUGCUGGAUGCUGGAGCCGACAUUAACAGCGAGGUGCCCAGCUCACUACACAAGCACCCGUCAGUUUAUCCUGACACCAGGCAGGGGACGCCACUAACGUUCGCCGUGUUGCACGGACACGUGCCUAUCGUGCAGCUUUUACUGGACGCCCGAGCUAAUGUAGAGGGAGGGAUUCAGGACAGUGCUGAGAACUACACAGAGACUCCUCUACAGCUGGCAUCUGCGGCAGGCAAUUUUGAGCUGGUCAGUCUGCUUUUGGAAAGAGGUGCGGAUCCUUUGAUUGGCACCACUUAUCGUAAUGGGAUUUCCUCCGGCCCGAUGGGCGAAAUGAACUCGUACAGUCUGGCCGCAUCACACGGACACAGGAACGUGUUCCGGAAGCUUCUGUCCCAAGUGGAAAAGGACAAAGGGGACGUGUUGUCUCUGGAGGAGAUCCUAGCCGAGGGCUCGGAGGCCGUAGAGAGGAGAGCACAGCAUUCUGAAGGCACCCUCCGGACAGGCAAGGCCAAACUUAAGGCCCUCCGCGAGGCCAUGUACCACAGUGCCGAGCAUGGCCAUGUGGACAUUACCAUAGACAUCCGCAGCCUGGGCGUGCCCUGGACCCUUCACACGUGGCUGGAGACCUUGCGAACCUGUUUCGUGCAGCAGCGCCGGCCUCUGAUCCAGGGUCUGCUGAAAGACUUCAGCUGCAUUAAGGAAGACGAGUACACAGAGGAGCUCAUCACGCACGGGCUGCCGCUCACGUUCCAGAUCCUGCGAGCCAGCAAGGUGCCUCUGUCAGAAGAUAACGAAGUGAUAGGCCAGCAACUGGCUGUAAUCUUUACUCAAUGCUACGGGCCUUUCCCAAUCCCCAAACUCACAGAGAUCAAAAAGAAGCAGACGUCUCGUCUGGAUCCACAUUUUCUCAAUAAUAAAGAGAUGUCCGACGUGACGUUUCUAGUGGAAGGAAAACCCUUUUAUGCCCAUAAAGUGCUGCUCUUCACCUCUUCACAGAGGUUUAAGUCUCUGCUCUCUAACAGACCAGCCGCUGAGAACACCUGCAUCGAGAUCAGUCACGUCAAAUACAACAUCUUUCAGCUGGUAAUGCAGUACCUUUACUGCGGGGGUACAGAGUCACUUCACAUCAGAAACACUGAAAUAAUGGAGCUUCUGUCUGCUGCCAAGUUCUUCCAGCUCGACGCUCUCCAAAGACACUGUGAAAUCAUCUGCUCCAAGAACAUCACCACCGACACCUGCGUGGACAUUUACAAACAUGCCAAGUUCCUGGGGGCGUUGGAGUUAGCAGCCUUCAUCGAGGGCUAUUUCCUGAAGAACAUGGUGCUCUUGAUUGAGCUGGAGAACUUUAAGCAGCUUCUUUAUGAGGUUCCCGCAGAGAGCCCCAGUCCCGGUCCUGGCCCCGGUCCCGGUCCCGGCCCGGCUUAUGAUGUCCUGCACGACCUCGAGAGAACCCUGGCCUUGAGGAUCCGCUCCAUCCAUCUCUCCACCUCCAAGGGAUCCAUCGUCUGACACAUUCACCAAAAAAACACUUCAUCAAUUGUGGUUUCACCGAAAGCUUCAUUAUUGCGUGCCGCUAUCUCACAACUGGUCAAAAACAUCAAACCGACACGAAUGGGACCUAACGUGUAGGAUGUGUGUAGGACCACGAGAUCGAUUUGUAUUCCACAGGCUAACAUCUUCACCACGUUGCUGAAACGUCAGCCUGCUGAACUCAUACCAUUUCAAGGGCUACAUUACGUGACAUUCAUAGAACAUACUAGCAACGUCGCCAAAUGCACCCGACCAACGUUAUCGUCCAGGGAACUACGUCUCUGAUGUCAUCACGCCUCGGCCAUGCAUGCGGCCGGAUCAGAUGGACACCUUAAAACUCUGUACGGCAACGGUCGCCAUGCUCCCCACCGUGGAUGGUUUCACUAGGCAUAUUUUUAGCAACACAGUAAUAUUAGUCUCCAAUUUACGUGAUAUUGUUAGCCUGCCCUGAAUCUCUCCAAGUAUCUCUAAAUGAUGCAUGUGGUUGUAAACAACCAUUACGUUUCCUAAUGGUUUCCAUUUGUGUUGGAUUAGGCAUCGUCUUUAGGCGUAGAGUUUUGAAAAGGGGAAGCGUUUUAUACACUUAAUAUUCACUUCCAGCUAUUACAAUUUUUAGUGUCGUUGACCAAUAAUAUGCCAGCUGUUCAAGUCCUAGCACUUGUUUUUGAUGUCAAUGCUUUGCGAUUUUAAGGGAUAGUGAUUUGUUACCCUCAAACAAAUGUAACAAGUGAUACAUUUCAUCUUUUGUACGAUGAUCCAACGCAAACUAUUCAACCAACGAAAGGCUUCAUUUUUACACCCCCUCACCAAAAUGUCAUUGUUUUCUUCUCGAUAACCAAUCCACCGGUUCUGAGCUACAGUAAGCGUCUCCAUUCGUUUCAGACCACAAGUUUUAUUGACCCUUAAAACUACCACGGUGCUUAGUACACUCAAAACUGAGCAGUUCAUUCUUGCCUUGAGGUGGCGUAACCAGUGAUCUAUGUCGAUAGUUUGCAUGGGUCCUGUCUACAACUUCUGUAAAAUACAACGUUCAACGGGAGCUAAUUUUCCUUUAGUGGAUGCAAAUCUAUUUAGACUAAUGACAUUUACGCAGGACUCAAUGUUCUUUAAAGUCUUCGUUGCUUGCGAGUCUGUUUAACAGUGUGUUCAGACGCUAUUGCACUGGUCGCCACCUUCAUGGACCAAUGUACAUAUUCCUGGUCUCCACUUGCUGCUUUUGCUAAAUGUGAAAAUGUGACGCCAGCUCAAAACAAGCCAUUUUAGCUUUUCUUCCAUAAUGCAUGUUCUGGUUUUCCCGUGUUUGUCCGUAUCCUCUGGAAUGUUGGGAAGAUGGAAACUGUACUGGGAUGUAUAGUGUUACCAGCAACAGAUGAAUAUGUUUCAGAAUAUAUAACACUUUCCAAAAUAGAAACCAGAAAGAACCUCAACCAAAUAUUCCAAUUUUGGAAUUUUAAUUCAAAUACAUAAAGUACAUAUAUCAAAUAUAGAAUUGAAAUAUAUGAUAUAUAUGACUAUUUAUAAUACUGCACCUUACCAAAAAGGUUUUGCUGGUAGUGCUGUCCAAGAGUACAGUUUGGAUAUGUAUUGUAUGAUUGUUAUUUUAUGUUCAGAGUAAUGGAAUAACUUUAUUGGUUAUGAACAUCCUCGUGUGAUAAGGUUGGUUAUGUCAUACAAAAUUAGCAAGGAACAAUUGAAAUGCAUAGUUUAUUGAUAUGUAGCUAACAAUGGAGUUAUAUGAUGCAAAUAAUUUAAAACUGUGAAGAUUUAUUUUAAAGAACUUAGUAUACUUUAUUUUCUUACAAAGUACAUUUAUUGUCAAAUCCCAGUCUGCUAUUUUGUGUAACAGAGUUAAUAGGAAGUAAUAAUGUUGUAUCCACGUCUUUGUGUUCGCUUUAGUGUCAAACCAACAGAGACGAGGAUAAUGUGUUUAUUUAAUUUGGAAAAUCUAACCCCUAUAUGUACUUUGCAAAACAAUUUGUUACGAUUUGUGUUCACAAGGACAAAGUUUUUUUUAAAAACACAUUUUAAAAGCAAUAUUUGGCACAAUUUUUUGUGCUAAUAAGUACCACACUAAGGUUAACAUUCUCCCAUCUGACCUUUGUUAGUCAAACACAGCAGGGACCUUUGAAAGUUCUUCACUAAGGCCAAAUGUAAAGUGAAGGCCAACGUUCUGACAUGUCAAUGGAUCGGUAAAAACCGCUCGGUGUUUUCUGGCUUUAGCUUUUCUGCUACAGGGUGUUAAACAUGCUUUAAAACUCUUCUGUCUCCACUAAUGCACACCUUAUGACAUCUCUAUUAGACAAAACAUGCAUGCUUUGGCUGGAUCAGAGUCUGAAAGAAUUUGUUUGCUUAUUAUUUCACUUUAUUAAAACAUUGUACAUUGUACAAAAGAUAUACAGAGAAACAUCUAUAGGACUUGGUGUAAAUAUAAGGGAUGUGGCUUAGUUUAACCAUUUAAAAAAGAAAAAAAAAGGAAUGUUACACUUGUGCUAAAGUACAGUUGUGCGAUGACAUGCAUUUGUGUACAGCCAAUAGAAAUGACCAUGAUUGACCACUGUGUUGGGUCGCCAUUAAAAUUUCUGUGAUAUGCU